Molecule: messenger RNA, 480 nt
Organism: Meloidogyne enterolobii
Lineage: Eukaryota; Metazoa; Nematoda; Chromadorea; Rhabditida; Meloidogynidae
Source: the annotation of a GenBank genome assembly
AUGGCGGCUGCCUCUAACAAAAGGCCACCAGACGAGCAACAAUUACCUACUUACAAACUGGUUGUUAUUGGUGAAGGUGGUGUUGGCAAAUCUUCAUUAACCAUUCAGUUUUUCCAGAAACAAUUUUUGGAUUAUUAUGACCCGACAAUUGAAGAUCAGUACAUACAGCAUUGUGAAAUUGAUGGCCAAUGGGUUAUUUUAGAUGUAUUGGAUACAGCUGGACAAGAGGAAUUUUCAGCAAUGCGUGAACAAUAUAUGCGGAGUGGAAGAGGUUUCCUGUUAGUCUACUCUGUUACGGAUGAGCAAAGCUUUCACGAAGCUAAAAAGCUUUAUCAGCAAGUACUUCGUGUUAAAGAUCGUCCUGAAUAUCCAGUGCUUCUUGUAGCAAAUAAGGUUGAUCUACUUAGUCAGAGGAAGGUUAGCGAACAGCAAGGUCGGGAACUGGCUUGUGAACUGAACAACAUUCCAUAUAUUGAGUAA